GCGUCCGUGCCCGGCUUCGCUCCCCGACCCCGGCUGGGCGCGCCGAGCCCGGACUUGUGCGGCCGCCUGGGGGUCUUGGCGCGCUCUGCCCCCCGAUUCUUCGCCCGGGUCGUCCUUGGCCGGCCCCGGUCCGCACGAGCGUUCAAGGCUGGAGGUUCUCGAGCGCCUGCUGCCCAGGACGCCCCCGGCCCCGGCCCCGGCCCCGGCGAUGGAGGCCGAGAUGCUGCAGUCGCCCCUGCUGGGGCUCGGGGAGGAGGACGAGGCCGACCUGACCGACUGGAACCUGCCGCUGGCCUUCAUGAAGAAGCGGCACUGUGAGAAGAUCGAGGGCUCCAAGUCCCUGGCGCAGAGCUGGAGGAUGAAGGACCGGAUGAAGACGGUCAGCGUGGCCUUAGUCUUGUGCCUGAAUGUCGGUGUGGACCCUCCAGACGUGGUGAAGACCACGCCCUGUGCGCGCCUAGAAUGCUGGAUUGAUCCCCUGUCCAUGGGUCCUCAGAAAGCUCUGGAGACCAUCGGUGCAAAUCUGCAGAAGCAGUACGAGAACUGGCAGCCACGGGCCCGGUACAAGCAGAGCCUGGACCCGACGGUGGACGAGGUCAAGAAGCUGUGCACGUCUCUGCGCCGCAACGCCAAGGAGGAGCGGGUCCUCUUCCACUACAACGGCCACGGGGUGCCCAGGCCCACGGUGAACGGCGAGGUCUGGGUCUUCAACAAGAACUACACACAGUACAUCCCGCUGUCCGUCUACGACCUGCAGACCUGGAUGGGCAGCCCUUCCAUCUUCGUCUACGACUGCUCCAACGCGGGCCUGGUCGUCAAGUCCUUCAAGCAGUUCGCACUGCAGCGGGAGCAGGAGCUGGAGGUGGCUGCUAUUAACCCCAACCACCCACUUGCCCAGAUGCCUCUGCCCCCGUCCAUGAGAAACUGCAUCCAGCUGGCCGCCUGCGAGGCCCACGAGCUGCUGCCCAUGAUCCCUGACCUCCCGGCCGACCUGUUCACGUCCUGCCUCACCACCCCCAUCAAAAUCGCGCUGCGCUGGUUUUGCAUGCAGAAGUGCGUCAGCCUCGUGCCCGGAGUCACGCUGGACCUGAUAGAAAAGAUUCCCGGGCGGCUGAAUGACAGGAGGACUCCUCUGGGUGAGCUGAACUGGAUUUUCACAGCCAUCACGGACACCAUCGCCUGGAAUGUGCUGCCCCGGGAUCUCUUCCAGAAGCUGUUCCGGCAGGACCUGCUGGUGGCGAGUCUGUUCCGAAAUUUUCUGCUGGCAGAAAGGAUCAUGAGGUCGUAUAACUGCACCCCGGUCAGCAGCCCCCGGCUCCCCCCGACGUACAUGCACGCCAUGUGGCAAGCCUGGGAUCUGGCCGUGGACAUCUGUCUGUCUCAGCUGCCGACCAUCAUCGAGGAAGGCACCGCGUUCAGGCACAGCCCGUUCUUCGCUGAGCAGCUGACCGCCUUCCAGGUGUGGCUCACGAUGGGCGUGGAGAACAGAAACCCCCCCGAACAGCUGCCCAUUGUUCUGCAGGUGCUGUUAAGCCAGGUGCACCGGCUGAGAGCCUUGGAUUUGCUGGGAAGAUUCUUGGACUUGGGUCCCUGGGCGGUGAGCCUGGCCCUGUCGGUCGGCAUCUUCCCCUACGUGCUGAAGCUGCUGCAGAGCUCGGCCCGGGAGCUGCGGCCCCUCCUGGUCUUCAUCUGGGCCAAGAUCCUGGCCGUGGACAGCUCAUGCCAGGCUGACCUUGUGAAGGACAACGGCCACAAGUACUUCCUGUCCGUCCUCGCAGACCCGUACAUGCCGGCGGAACAUCGGACCAUGACAGCCUUCAUCCUCGCUGUGAUCGUCAACAGCUACAACACGGGGCAGGAAGCCUGCCUGCAGGGGAACCUGAUCGCCAUCUGCCUGGAGCAGCUCAGCGACCCGCACCCCCUGCUGCGCCAGUGGGUGGCCAUCUGCCUGGGCAGGAUCUGGCAGAACUUCGACUCGGCCCGGUGGUGCGGGGUGCGGGACAGCGCGCACGAGAAGCUCUACAGCCUCCUCUCCGACCCCAUCCCCGAGGUCCGUUGCGCGGCCGUCUUCGCCCUGGGCACGUUUGUGGGCAACUCCGCCGAGAGGACAGACCACUCCACCACCAUCGACCACAACGUGGCUAUGAUGCUGGCCCAGCUCAUCAAUGACGGGAGCCCCAUGGUGCGGAAGGAGCUGGUGGUGGCCCUGAGUCAUCUCGUCGUGCAGUAUGAGAGCAAUUUCUGCACCGUGGCCCUGCAGUUCAUGGAAGAGGAGAAGAACUACCCCUUGCCCUCCCCCGCGACCACAGAGGGGGGCAGUUUGACCCCGGUGCGCGAGAGUCCGUGCACCCCCAGACUCCGUUCUGUGAGCUCCUAUGGAAACAUCCGUGCAGUCACCACAGCCAGGAGCCUCAACAAGUCGCUGCAGAACCUGAGCCUGACAGAGGAAGCGGGCAGCUCGGUGGCCUUCUCCCCCGGCAACCUCAGCACCAGCAGCAGUGCCAGCAGCACCCUGGGCAGCCCGGAGAACGAGGAGUACAUCCUGUCCUUCGAGACCAUCGACAAGAUGCGCCGCGUGAGCUCCUACUCCUCACUCAACUCCCUCAUCGGGGUUUCCUUUAACAGCGUCUACACCCAGAUCUGGAGGGUCCUGCUGCACCUGGCUGCCGAUCCCUACCCAGACGUCUCUGACUUGGCCAUGAAGGUGCUCAACAGCAUCGCCUACAAGGCCACGGUGAACGCCCGGCCACAGCGCAUCCUGGACACGUCUUCGCUCACCCAGUCGGCCCCCGCCAGCCCCACCAACAAGGGCGUGCACAUCCACCAGGUGGGAGGCUCGCCGCCAACAUCCAGCACCAGCAGCUCCAGCCUGACCAACGACGUGGCCAAGCAGCCGGUCAGCCGCGACCUGCCCUCGGGCCGGCCGGGCGCCACGGGCCCCGUGGGGGCGCAGUACACCCCCCACUCCCACCAGUUUCCCCGGACGCGGAAGAUGUUCGACAAGGGCCCAGACCAGACCACGGAUGACGGGGACGACGCUGCCGGACACAAGAGCUUCAUCUCGGCCACAAUGCAGACGGGGUUCUGUGACUGGAGCGCCCGCUACUUUGCCCAGCCCGUCAUGAAGAUCCCAGAAGAACACGACCUGGAGAGCCAGACCCGCAAGGAGCGUGAGUGGCGGUUCCUGCGGAACACGCGCGUCAGGAAGCAGGCGCAGCAGGUGGUCCAGAAGGGCAUCACGAGACUGGACGACCAGAUAUUUCUAAACAGGAACCCCGGUGUGCCCUCCGUGGUCAAGUUCCAUCCCUUCACGCCCUGCAUAGCCGUGGCUGAUAAGGACAGCAUCUGCUUCUGGGACUGGGAGAAAGGAGAGAAGCUGGAUUACUUCCACAACGGAAACCCCCGGUACACGAGGGUCACGGCCAUGGAGUACCUCAACGGCCAGGACUGCUCCCUUCUGCUCACCGCCACAGACGAUGGCGCCAUCAGGGUCUGGAAGAAUUUUGCUGACUUGGAGAAGAACCCAGAGAUGGUGACGGCGUGGCAGGGGCUGUCGGACAUGCUGCCGACCACGCGCGGAGCCGGGAUGGUGGUGGACUGGGAGCAGGAGACCGGGCUCCUCAUGAGCUCGGGGGACGUGCGGAUCGUCCGGAUCUGGGACACGGACCGCGAGAUGAAGGUGCAGGACAUCCCCACGGGCGCCGACAGCUGCGUGACGAGCCUGUCCUGCGACUCUCACCGCUCUCUCAUCGUGGCCGGCCUCGGCGACGGCUCCAUCCGCGUCUACGACCGGAGGAUGGCCCUCAGUGAAUGCCGCGUCAUGACGUACCGGGAGCACACGGCCUGGGUGGUGAAGGCCCACCUCCAGAAGCGCCCCGAGGGCCACAUCGUGAGCGUGAGCGUUAAUGGAGACGUGCGCUUCUUUGACCCGCGGAUGCCGGAGUCUGUGAACGUGCUGCAGAUCGUGAGGGGCCUCACAGCCCUGGACAUCCACCCCCAGGCCAACCUGAUCGCCUGCGGCUCCAUGAACCAGUUCACCGCCAUCUACAACAGCAACGGGGAGCUGAUCAACAACAUCAAGUACUACGACGGCUUCAUGGGCCAGCGCGUCGGGGCCAUCAGCUGCCUGGCCUUUCACCCACACUGGCCUCACCUGGCCGUGGGGAGCAACGACUACUACAUCUCCGUGUACUCGGUGGAGAAGCGCGUGAGAUAGCGGGGCCGGGCGCCUGCCGCCCUGUACAUAGCGGACCCGCCGCGCUCGGCUGGAGCGCCAACUGCUGCCGCCCGCUGCUCCGCGGCCCUGCGGCCCCGCUCGGCUCCGGACAGAGGCGGCUCGCCGCGCCCAGGCCCCUGCUGCUGCUGCUGCUCCCGGGGCUCCCUUCUCCAUGGGAGCAGUGCCCACGUGCGACGGCGCCACUGCGUGUGCAGAGCCCAGCCCUGGGCAGGUGGACGGCCGGACUCCAGACACGGGGUGGGGGGACAGCCCAGGGCCGCGCCCUCCAGGGCCACCCCCGGGGUUGCCAUGGCCUGUGCUGGGCGGGCGCCCCUCCCCCACACCUGCCUUCCCCACAGGGGGCCACCGCCAGGAGAGGGCUCCGGCCUGGACAGGUCCCAGGAGACCCCGCCGGCCCCUCUGAUGCGCUGCUGGUCCCCACAGAGCUUCUGGCCUGCGCCUCAUGGUGCACACACAUGCAGGCACGCGGGCACACACGUGUGGCCCCACAGCACCUGCCUGAGCCACACGCUGGGCUCUGCUCUCUGAGGCCGACGUCAGGACGUGUCUGUGCGUGUGCACGCGUGGAGCAGGGAAGCGUGUGGACGAGCAGCCCGGCCGACCACGCUGCAGACGGACACGGGCGACGCCGGCGGUCUGAGGCGUGUUUUCCAUUUUCUCUGGGAAUCAGGAUUAUUCAGGUGGAGCAAGGUGGCUUGGUUGGCUCUGCCGGUAGGAGGCCAGCGUGGUGGGACGUGGCAAACGUGCGGUUCCCGUGUCGUGGGGACAGUGGCUCUGCCUGGGUGGGGGCGCCUGCGGCCGGCAGUGCCUGGGUCGGUCCCAGGGCCUGGCCGGGGCUCGGUGUGGACAGCGACCUUCCUGCUGUCCCUGGGGGGUGCUCCCAGCCACAGGAAGUUCCAGAUGAAGCCCCGCCCCCAUGUCAGGCCAGGAAGGCCAGAGAGAGCCCCGACUCCCCACGGGGCCGCCCUCACCCAGCCCCAGAGCCCCCCAGCUGGUGACACACCAGAGCCCCGGAAGCCGAGCUCCACCCACGGACAGCGGCUGCCCCUGCGGCUGACUCGGGUUCAGCUGACCCUGACCUACCCUGCGUUUCGGCCGCGUGCCGGAGCCCUCCCUGCUCUGCCCGAGAGCCGCCUGCGUGCACGCUGUGUCCCCACAGGUCCCACGCGAGAACCCAAUCAUGAAGUUACCCGAGCUCGAGAGAGCACGACCCACGGUCUAUUUAUUUACGAAGCUGACAUGGAAUCGUAAUGUGAAGCUACGAGCAACGCAGACAGCGAACUGUGCAUAAAAUAAACCCGUGCAGAAGUGACGGCGCGGUCCUGUCGUGUGCGAGCUCCGUUCACUGCUUAUCUGAGGGCAGCGCGCGUCCAUCCACUGCCCGCUCCCUGAACCCACAGCAGCCAGGGCUGGGCGGGGCGCCAUCCGGGUCUCCCA
Lepus europaeus (European hare) is the source of this 5674-nucleotide messenger RNA. It is a transcript of the gene RPTOR, whose product is annotated as regulatory associated protein of MTOR complex 1. The transcript is spliced from 34 exons. Lineage: Eukaryota; Metazoa; Chordata; Mammalia; Lagomorpha; Leporidae. Bases 209 to 4216 code for a protein of 1335 amino acids. Gene Ontology annotation, molecular function: protein-macromolecule adaptor activity; protein binding. Gene Ontology annotation, cellular component: TORC1 complex; cytoplasm. The record is from RefSeq and is a predicted model, not a curated record. Gene Ontology annotation, biological process: positive regulation of protein serine/threonine kinase activity; regulation of autophagy; TORC1 signaling.